Messenger RNA from Pecten maximus, 4635 nucleotides. RefSeq lists its product as uncharacterized. Bases 741 to 2438 code for a protein of 565 amino acids. The transcript is spliced from 2 exons. Gene Ontology annotation, molecular function: DNA binding. NCBI's taxonomy places the organism in Eukaryota, Metazoa, Mollusca, Bivalvia, Pectinida, Pectinidae. The record is from RefSeq and is a predicted model, not a curated record. Gene Ontology annotation, biological process: DNA integration; DNA recombination.
AUUAAAGUCUAAUAUUAAAUAUUAGGCAGGUUUACACAGCAGAUAUGGGGCCUGCCUGUCAUCCAAACACAGUCAAUUUAACAUACUGCAUGGCUUCACUUGAAGCUUUUGGAGAUUUAUGCUCCUCCUUGCUGACCAGUACAGGUCAUGCCAAGGCUAAAUAAACUGUAUCAAAGGACAUCUCAUGUCCGCUUGUCAACUGCACACAUGUGCAAAUAUAUACUCAAAGCACCUGCUAGUCUUUAUGUUCUCUGUCUCUCAGAUAAACAAACCUUAUCAAAGCAACUUCCCAGUCUGAAUGUAAUGGGCACAGAUAAGACUUGCAUGCAGAUAUCAUCUUGGGGGAAUCUAAUUACCCUUAUCACCCAGUCUUGACCAGUCUGGCUCUAUCUAUGACCUCCCUGACCCUACGGUUAUCUAUGAAGGGAGGUUUCACUCCUGCACCUAAUUUACAUAUUCUAAUUAAACAGCCCCUUACUAACAAGGUAAGGAUGUCAAGAGAUCCAAUCAGAAGACCACGCUCGGUCACAUGGCUAAUGUCAAUUUCUCCUCAGAAAUUCUAUCCAAAUUGCCAUUGUUGUUCUAACUGCUCGAACAAACAGUCAUAUUCCAAAACUCUCUGUGUUUUGUUGGCCUCUCAUCAGAGACUGCUACAACUUCAUCCAUUCACCGAAAUUGUCACUACUUAACAGUUACAUCCUCAGCAAGACAUUCUUCUAAAACACUCAUCAGUUAAAGAUAUGUCAGGACGUGGAAAAGGUCAACCUCGUGGGCGCAAACGAAGGGCACCUGAAGACAUUAAUGACACUCUUAAUUCUGCUGUCAGUACGACAGGCGGUAAUGACAGCAACUGGGACCCUAAUAAGCCAGAAAACUGGACUAUAGGUGAACUAAGGACACGACUGCUGGAGCAGAACAUCAGACCACCAUGUGGUUUUACAAAAACAAUGCUGGUCAAACUGUACAAAGAAAAUAAUACCAGUGUUAGUGAUGGUAACAGUGAUGUUACGCCACCUACUGAGAAUGACCUUACACAGCCUGGCUACCACAGCAGGAAUCUCCCAUCAAAUGAGGCAAUGAAGGCUCUACAAGCACAUGUUACCAGGCUGGAGCAAUUAAUACUGUGCCAAAAUACAGUAGCAGUCGGACAGGCCCCAGCUGUACCAGGUCAUGUCCUGACUGCGACCUCAACAACCUCACCAACCUCACCGACCUUAGAGCCCCCAGCCGUAGCAGGAGGCAUACCAAACAAUUAUGUGCCUCAGCCUGCUAUCCUUCUACAACAGACAGGAAUUUCAUCAGAAUCUCUGCCAUCAAUAGAAGUCGUACCUCAAGCCAUACGCCAGCAGAUAAUAGAAGAUGGACCGGUUCCACGACUUGGCACCAGCAGCAAAGAAGAGCCAAAAUCCCAUUCCGGAUUACGACAAUGUGCCUCUAUACUAGAACCAGCAGUGCGUGACCUAUGGAAUGCUGCAGUGGCUCAUUCGACUAGAACUACCUACACAUCAGGUGUUUCCUGUUUCAAGAACUUCAUCCUCAUGAAUGGUAUAAACGACCAAGCAAGUGUGUUUACCAACGUUACAGAAGAAUUAUUAAUACUCUUCGUGACUCAUUGUUAUCAUAACCUCAGAUUGAAAUAUUCUACAAUUAAGCUGUAUUUAUACGGAAUUAAGUUCCAUUGUACUAUGCAGGGGCUCAGCAACCCGCUUGUGAAUACUCAUGGGUUACCACUUUACCGACUCCAGACCAUAUUACGGGGAUUAAAGAAACUACAGGGAACUCCGGUAAAACCUAGACUCCCCAUAACUUUCAACAUAUUGUCUAAGUUAUGCUCAGCAUUUCGACAGGGUGUUUUCGAUCCUGCCACAGACACUACUAUGGAGGCUGCCUGCUGUGUGGCCUUCUUCGCAUUCUUACGGUGCGGAGAAUUCACAUGCACCACUAACACAUUUGAUUCUUCAAUUCACUUGUGUAUCAGCGACAUUCAAGUAGCACCGGACAGUAACAGCAUGACAUUGCGCCUCAAGGCGUCCAAAACCGACCCCUUUCGUCAAGGAGUCACCAUUCACCUGUUCCGCACCCAUCACCAUGUAUGUGCUGUAGCCGCUGUCAUCAGAAUGCUAACAGAAAGAUUCAUGAAUGGUUGUCGUCCUUCGGACCCCCUAUUUUCCAUUCAUUCUGCUGCCUUGACUCGACAUGUUUUCAUUGACAAACUAAGACAGACCUUGAUCCGACUAGGUCUAAAUCAUUCACUAUACACAGUACAUUCCUUCAGAAUAGGAGCCGCAACUACUGCCGCCCAGUCAGAUGUCCCCGAUCACCUCAUCAAAGUGCUUGGACGCUGGCAAUCGGAUAGCUACUGUCGAUACAUCCGUACCCCUCAUCAUAUUCUCCGGAAAGCUCAAGCAGAAAUGUGCAAGAUUUCACCUGAUACUUAGUAGCCUAGUGGCUGCCUUCUGUGUUCAAGAGUGUCUAAGUGUGUACUCUUUAUAGGGCGAGUAUAUCUAUAAUGAGUACUAAUUAUUCCACUGGAUUAACAUGUAUAUUGAUGUGCUAAUCUGUCAUCAUUCACACAGGAUUUAUGUGCAUAUUCCAUUGGAUUUAUAUGUGUGUAAAUGUGCUUAUCUGUCACCAUUCAGAUGGGAUAUAUGUGUGUAUUCGUUUAGGGCGAGUAUAUCUAAACGGUACUAUUACGGCCCUCAUACUCAACAACUAACAGAAACGAAGGUAACAGAACACAUUCUGUAGCCAUGCAGGCCAGCAUUCUUGUAAGGAUUACAUCUGGACAUUCCGAAUUGGGAUACAGAACCGAACUAAAUGUUUACUAGUCAUUGACAUUAGUACCCUGUUUUCUUUUACACCUAAGUACCUCUGAGGACAAUAACUAUAUUCGAUACUGAGGCAUUCUGCCAGAAUUUGUCUAUGACUUGCUGUAUACCUUCUCAAUUAUGUCAUAUUCUCCCGGUGGCGCUGGGGAUAAAGGUGUCUCAUACCCUACAUUCCCUCUUUGGGGUCCUCGUAUCAUCACAUGCUUAUAAACCAUGUCUCUGAUACUCCUUUGGGCCUAUGGCAGUAAACUGACACCAUGUAAUAACAUAAUAACAUGGACUAUUAAUGAUGCCAGACUACUGCUAUACACCACAAAUCGGUCAAUCCAACCCCAGAACCAAGGGUUAGCUGGACUGCAUACAUCAACUCUAUCUGGCCCAGGGUAAGACAGCAAGUCGAACCCCAAGCCUAAGUGAUGUAACUCCCAACUCUUGCCGACUCCUGGACAUUUGAGCGACCAGGCUAUGGUACCCAUGAGCUUCAGGUCAGCCAUACCUCCAAGUCAUGUUCUCAACGGGUUGUUGGCCAUAGCUUUUCAGCACCAUGCUCUUCAGCAUUACGGGGUUCAAAUAGCCCACGGCUAUACCCCACCCGGUCCAAGGGAGGUAACUGCUAAGGUGAUAUGCACCCCUUAUCUGCAAACUUUUUAAUAAAUACUGUAAAUUUAUCUUACAUCGUUUGUUAUUUUGUUGUGUAAAUUAAAGUCUAAUAUUAAAUACUAGGCAGGUUUACACAGCAGAUAUGGGGCCUGCCUGUCAUCCAAACACAGUCAAUUUAACAUACUGCAUGGCUUCACUUGAAGCUUUUGGAGAUUUAUGCUCCUCCUUGCUGACCAGUACAGGUCAUGCCAAGGCUAAAUAAACUGUAUCAAAGGACAUCUCAUGUCCGCUUGUCAACUGCACACAUGUGCAAAUAUAUACUCAAAGCACCUGCUAGUCUUUAUGUUCUCUGUCUCUCAGAUAAACAAACCUUAUCAAAGCAACUUCCCAGUCUGAAUGUAAUGGGCACAGAUAAGACUUGCAUGCAGAUAUCAUCUUGGGGGAAUCUAAUUACCCUUAUCACCCAGUCUUGACCAGUCUGGCUCUAUCUAUGACCUCCCUGACCCUACGGUUAUCUAUGAAGGGAGGUUUCACUCCUGCACCUAAUUUACAUAUUCUAAUUAAACAGCCCCUUACUAACAAGGUAAGGAUGUCAAGAGAUCCAAUCAGAAGACCACGCUCGGUCACAUGGCUAAUGUCAAUUUCUCCUCAGAAAUUCUAUCCAAAUUGCCAUUGUUGUUCUAACUGCUCGAACAAACAGUCAUACCAUCCACCUCCCCACCGCCACCUUUAUCUAAUUGGUUGCUUGUGACUUUAUCGGUUUCAACCUUUGGGCCUAUGGCAGUAAACUGACACCAUGUAAUAACAUAAUAACAUGGACUAUUAAUGAUGCCAGACUACUGCUAUACACCACAAAUCGGUCAAUCCAACCCCAGAACCAAGGGUUAGCUGGACUGCAUACAUCAACUCUAUCUGGCCCAGAGUAAGACAGCAAGUCGAACCCCAAGCCUAAGUGAUGUAACUCCCAACUCUUGCCGACUCCUGGACAUUUGAGCGACCAGGCUAUGGUACCCAUGAGCUUCAGGUCAGCCAUACCUCCAAGUCAUGUUCUCAACGGGUUGUUGGCCAUAGCUUUUCAGCACCAUGCUCUUCAGCAUUACGGGGUUCAAAUAGCCCACGGCUAUACCCCACCCGGUCCAAGGGAGGUAACUGCUAAGGUGAUAUGCACCCCUUAUCUGCAAACUUUUUAAUAAAUACUGUAAAUUUA